This is a messenger RNA of Cyprinodon tularosa, 2278 nucleotides long. RefSeq names its product F-box only protein 6-like. Bases 144 to 962 code for a protein of 272 amino acids. Gene Ontology annotation, molecular function: protein binding; ubiquitin protein ligase activity. The record is from RefSeq and is a predicted model, not a curated record. Gene Ontology annotation, biological process: SCF-dependent proteasomal ubiquitin-dependent protein catabolic process; glycoprotein catabolic process. Gene Ontology annotation, cellular component: cytoplasm; SCF ubiquitin ligase complex. NCBI's taxonomy places the organism in Eukaryota, Metazoa, Chordata, Actinopteri, Cyprinodontiformes, Cyprinodontidae. The transcript is spliced from 6 exons.
GGAUGUAAGCAGCGCAGUUCCAUUUCUGCACAGGAACUCCUCUGACAGACUUUGUGUGUUGUAUUGCAGGCUUUUAGUCGUUAUGUGCUGAUUUAAUAGAUACCAAAAACACUUCUCGAAAGACAAGAAUAGCAAAGCUACAAAUGGGUGAAACGUUCAGCUCUAAUUUACCGGUCAGACGGACUGGUUCAUUUCCUAAAUCGGGUUGGGAUUCAACUGGACCUGACGUACCUAUUCCUCUGGACAUCCUUGAAGAAAUCUUCCUAAAUCUGCCUGCCCAACAGGUAGUCUGUGUGUGCCGGUUAGUUUGCCAUCAGUGGAAAGAUGUGGCAGAUAACGAGUCUUUCUGGAGAGAAAGGUGUAGAAGAGAGGGCUACCACCUCCGUAAUCCUUCCAAAGUACCAAGGGACUGGAGGUUGUUUUACUUCAUGAACAAGAACAGGAGAAAUCUAAUAACAAAUCCAAGAGGAGAAGCUGGACUGGAUGGUUGGAAUAUAAUAAAGAAUGGUGGUGAUGGAUGGAGAGUAGAAAAACCGAUGGCACCGCACCCAAAUGCAGAAAUACAAACCAACUUUGUGACUUCUUUCAGUAUGUGUACAAAGUCACAGCUAAUUGAUUUAAAGAAGGAAGGUUACAGCCAGGCUUUCAUGGAUGAAUUCCAGCCCCAUAUCAGGGUAUCUGACUGGUAUGCACCGCGCUGUAACUGUGAAUACAACAUAUCUGUGAAGCUGCUGAGAAGCAACAGGAAAGUUAUUCAAGAAUUCACUCCUGGUACUCUUUACCUACCUGAGAGCGAGAAUCACAGGUGGCAACAGAUGAUCCAUGUGUUUAAGGACUAUGGACCAGGAGUGAGAUAUAUCUAUUUUGAACAUGGCGGUAGAGAUCAGGUGUUCUGGGCUGGAUGGUACGGCAUCCGCUUAACAGAAACAUGUAUUGAAUUAUGCCCGGCAUGUGACACAUAGCUUUAUGAAGCCUUAUUAAAAAGUGAAAAAGUUUGUGAAAUAAAGAUUAUAAUCCUUUUUUUGAUCAUCAUGCCAAAAUUCAUUUGUCUGUAACAGAGAUUACAGGGCACUAAGAGAUGAGGUAUUCUAAGUAGAAGCAUGUGUCGUAAAUAUAAAGACUGCAAAUUACAUAGUGCCUGGAUAUAUAUGUACUGAUUUUAAGAAAUGCUUUUUGUAUACAACUGUUUUCAAAAUCUUGAUUUUUAGUUUGUCUAAAACAUUCAUGUAUCUAUAACUGAGUCUGCAUAUAUAUAUAUAUAUUAUAUAAUAGUUUGUUUUUUGGAAAUUGGAAAGAAACCAAAUCUGCUUGUUCUUUGAACUACAAUUCUUAAUUUAUCCCCCCCCCACACACACACACACAUAUUACACAAUGUAACAUCAAAUCACAGAAUGUUUAAUUUGAAGAUUUUGUCAUAAUACUGGUUUAUUGUUGUGCCUUUUAUCGCAAACAAGAUACAGUACAACGUUUUCAAGUUGAAUACAAUUAAAGACAUUUUUUCAGGUUAAUUUGACUUCGGCUUCAUCUCAGCUUCUUAAAAUCUCAUGAGUAAUGAACAAUUUCAUUCAGUAAAUAAGUUAUUAAUAUAUUUACAAGUCACUUCACCUUACGAAUUAGGAAUGAAAAAGUAAACCCCCAUCAUUGAUUGGUUCAGUCUUUGAACUAUAAGCUGUUGCUGAUGAGACGCAGGUAUGUUAAAGUUACCCAGCAACUGAACAGCUUUUUAAACUUCAUCUUGUAAAGAGAUCAUUCAUGUCGUUACGAUGGACAUUUUCUAACUUUGAAAUAUAUGCUGGGAAAAAUUUCCUGUGGCAAUAAAUAAAAAAAAUGUCUAGAGUGUGAACUGCUAAAAUGUAUUUUAAGCCUCGCAAGUCAAGCAUUUAUAAGGCUCGGUCUGGGGAAAAUUAGGACAAGGGUGGAAAUAUCCUGCAUUGCAUGUCAUAGAUCAUCCUAAAGGCCAUGCUGAAAUGACUGAAAGACAUUUUAAAUGUAAAGAAACACAGGGAUUAUUAUUGCUUUAUGUAAAAAGCUGGUGAUAGAAUGUUGAAGUCUUAACAAUUUAAGUCAUUUUCAAUGAAAUGCAAAACAAUUCCAACACUAUAACAAUAACUAUGUGCAGGAAACUUUUAGUUAUUCCGAAAUCCUUCCAUAAAAUUAACACUGAAGUUAAAUCGAGACGUUUCUCCAGUUUGUGGUUUGUUUAACCAGGCAGGAGUUCGUGAAGUUUCCAACCAUCAGUGACAUCAAAAUUUCUUGCACAGCAUAAUAGGAUAAUCAA